AUGGGUCACGGAAAGAAGUGGAGAGUGGCGGAAGAUGAAGCGGUUGCCGCUGCCUACGUAGCGCUGACGACCACUGGAGGGCGGAAUGGCGCUCCUUUAUGGGAGGCGGUGCGCGACAGAAUCGGAGGCGUGAGGAGCGCGCGUGCCCAGCAGAAUCGCUGGAUUCUCAUCUCGCAGGACAUUAAAGUCUUCAUGCGGUUUUUAACAGAAGUUGAAGAUGAAGAAAUGGGGGAGGAGGAGACCGUGGAGAGAGCGAGAGACGUUUUUCGAGAGAGAAUGGGAAGGGAAUUUGAGUUCCUGAGCUGCUGGAGGAUCGUGAAGGACUGCUCAAAGUUUGGGGGACAGGGCCAGGCUGAAACAACUACAAAACACGAAGUGCAGCCGCCAGUUCCUGCUGCUACUGAGCCUCCUCGUGUUGCCUCUGAGCCCUCUCCUCCUUACGCUGAAGUGGAACCGCCUUCUCCUGCUGCUGUUGCCACUACGGCGUCUCCUACUGUCGCUACUCCUGGUUCGGAGGAGUCGACGGAGCAAAAUGAGAACGGGGCGACAGCAACGACGGCGUUGGACUUGGAGUUUGUACACCAACAACUGGCAAUUGAGAUGCGUCGCAAGAACGACCUACAGGAGGACGAGUUAGCCAUGAAACUAUUCGCUGAAGCACGUGAGUCGGAGGACUCACAGAGGUUCUUCAAGCUGCUAAAGAGAAAGAAGUUACUGCAGUUGGAGCAACAAGUUGACGAGCUGGAACAAGCUCAGCAGCGACGACGACAACGCAAAAGCUAACUACGAGUAAUGCUACUACGAUAUUAUGCUGCGAUACAUUAGGCUACUCAGAUUUUGUCCCUCGCGUCGAAGCAAUUUCCGGAUCUGGAAGGUGGCGUGUGUCGGAGUGAUCACCUGCAACGCGUUUCCUGGGAACAGGCCGGUAGACGACUCUGCCAGCGAGACUCGACUCCACACUGUUGUUCGUCGAGGGUGUAUACUUGGGGCCUUCCCAGUAGACUCGACCACAGCCGUCACAAUUCCAGAAUGUGGUGACACUGAUCGGGACUUUCUUGCGAAGUCGCUCUGACAUUUUCUUACGUGCGGAGUCGGCGUUAAUGGGAGAAAAUGUGUCGGAAUUGCAACGAGCACACCGGGACGAGCGAGUGCCGAUGUGGUUUACCAGUCCAAACUGCAAUUUGACUUCUCGGAACUGCAUGUAGCACUCGUCAUCCGAUAGUACAAAGCAAGCACCAGCGUCUCGGCGACUGGGAAGGCCUGUGUCUCGAGUCAAGACGAUUCGGUCUUCCGUGGCUGCAAAUGCUAACAUAACACUCUUGGGAUCCGUGCUUCUAGUGGCUUUGACAUCUUCUGGAUUCCAGGUGACCACAUCGACUCCAAUUGUUCGCAGCCAACGACCGACCUGAGUCACCAUCGAGUCGGCUAGAAACUUGUAUUCGAGGGGUUUUGGCUCCGUCUCGGCGAUGUUACCACUUGUCUUAUCCGUGUUAUCGACUGAAGUCGGAGAAUCGCGUGGAAUCGAGAUAUCGUCAAGGAGUUCGAUGCUGAUCAAAGCGAAGAACGCCUUUGACUCUACCCAGAUCACUUUGUCUGGCGAUCCAGAUCCUGCUGCGAGAUAUUGUGCCUUCUGCAGUCGUGAGUCCACGAAUAGGUUGAUUAGUACUGGAUGUGUAGAUUUAUCCUCUGACUUUGAAGUCCAUGGCUUGUGGCCGAAGGGAGCAACUGUCCCUGGUGCAAAUCCAAAGACACGGCGACAUUCCGAUGCUGCUGCUAAUCGAACUUUGCGACGCCCGACGCCACGGAGUCUUGCAAUCUGUACCAUAUCCAGCUUGUAGUUGGCUUCGAUGCAAACCACGGAGGGCGUUUCUGUCUCAAGUGAAAAACAAAUACCGUUGUCAGAUCUUGGUGAUUCGUGAUACAACCCAUGCCGGCUUACCGGCAAUGAAAAUGCAGAUGCUGUUCACAGCGAUGAAGUCACGAGUAUCUGCAUCUUCCUGUGGGUCUUGUAGCAUCGCUGUCAUCUGGUCCUUCGUCAAGAACUUCAACGUCGUGUCAAAAGUCAACUUCUGUUCAAGCAAUAAAGCGCGUCUUCGGUCUUCCCAGAAUUGUAGAACGUCCUGCGGCGUCACCAGCUUGGUCAUGCAAGAUGCUUCAUCGCACUGGUGGCGCCAUUUCUUCUGAUACGCGAUGCGGUGGGAGACGGCUUCCAGUUUUUCAUCCUCGCUGAGUGAAACCGCGUGAUUAAGCGUAACGAUGCGCUUGGAAACUUCACUCCAGCUUGGCAAACUUUUGUCGUUGUCGCUUAGAUUUUGCCUGACAGCAACAACGUAUUUGAUGAGAAUUGCAACACUAACAGCAUUGUCGUCAUUGACGUACAACUUGCGGACGAUGUGAACGAGACACAGAGCAUCUAGUGCUGCAUAGUUCUUUUGUUCCUGCGAAAGCGGCCGGUGUUCCCAAUCGCUUAGCUGCAUCCGCUGUGAGUAGUAACGAACGAGUUCGAUGAAUAUCAGCAAGUCAUAACGCAGUGAUAAACUACUACCAUAAUUUACGUACCUUGUCCAAAGGUUUGCCAAGAACGUGAUGAACACAUUGCGACAAACCGCUGUUAAUUGGACCUGAUGUCAGCUCUAACGUGUUCAACUGCAGCAAAAAUAAAAUAUCUUCGUCAG
Molecule: messenger RNA, 2675 nt
Organism: Phytophthora nicotianae INRA-310
Lineage: Eukaryota; Oomycota; Peronosporomycetes; Peronosporales; Peronosporaceae
Exons: 1
Coding region: 1-783 (260 amino acids)
Source: RefSeq, a predicted model, not a curated record